Messenger RNA from Adineta ricciae, 1050 nucleotides. NCBI's taxonomy places the organism in Eukaryota, Metazoa, Rotifera, Eurotatoria, Adinetida, Adinetidae. The record is from the annotation of a GenBank genome assembly.
AUGACUAAAACCAGCAAGCGCAAAGCUUCCACGUCAGUGUCCCGAAAUCGUCCAGAAAAAAAAGCAAAAAAAAUUCGGCGACAAGAACAAGCCGCUGACAACGAUAAUGAUGAAUCGUUGAAUAUUCAUCGUUUAGGUCCAGCACCUAUUUCGACUUCGUCAUUAGUUCAACGUUUACCAUCAACACGAACGUCGGAUGCCAUUCAGUCAAUGAAAACUGUUUGGGUCAAUAAACAACGUGUUCUGAUAUUUUCAUCACGUGGAAUAUCUUAUUUGGCACGCCAUGUUAUGAAAAAUCUUCGUUCAUUAAUGGCACACGCAAAAAGUGAACCAAAAGCUGAAUUACGUAAAAAUUUCUCUGUUCUCAAUGAAAUAGCUGAACUACGUAAUUGUAACAAGGUUAUGUUUUUCGAUAUGAAAAAGAAACGUGAUCUCUACCUAUGGAUUGCAGCAGUGCCCGAUGGACCAACGGUGAAAUUUUUGGUCGAGAAUUUACACACAAUGGAAGGAUUGAAACUAACUGGUAAUUGUUUACGUGGUUCCAGACCAUUGUUGUCAUUUGAUAAGAAAUUCGACGAAGAACCACAUUGGAAAUUGAUUAAAGAGUUGUUCACACAAGUGUUUGGUACACCGAAAUCGCAUCCGAAAUCUCAACCAUUUAUUGAUCAUGUGUUAACAUUCACAAUCAUCGAUAAUAAAAUCUGGUUGAGAAAUUAUCAGAUAGUGGAAGAAAAUGGGUCUUUAGCUGAAAUUGGUCCAAGAUUUGUUCUUAAUUUACAUUGUAUUUUCGAGAAAAGCUUUUCCGGAAUGUUAAUCUAUGAAAAUCCAACAUACGUCGCGCCAAAUUUGAAACGCCAUAUCGCGAAAGCAGAAGCAUCUGAGAAAUAUCGACAACGUGUUCAGCAGAAAUUGUCGUACGAACAAAAGAAGCCAAAAGAAAGCUUUCCAUACGACAAGACCGAUGAAAUUUUUCAAACACCAGCUCCACCAUCGCAAAACAACGAUGAUGAUGAUGAUGACGAUGAUGAUGACGAUGACGAUUCGGAAUAG